Molecule: messenger RNA, 1780 nt
Organism: Spizellomyces punctatus DAOM BR117
Lineage: Eukaryota; Fungi; Chytridiomycota; Chytridiomycetes; Spizellomycetales; Spizellomycetaceae
Exons: 2
Coding region: 173-1576 (467 amino acids)
Biological process (GO): carbohydrate metabolic process
Source: RefSeq, a predicted model, not a curated record
AAACGGCCGCGCUUCCACGAUCAUAAACAAAAGUUUAUUUUUUUUUUUAUUAUCGAUUUUGGGGAUAUGGCUUUUGUGGAUUUUGCAAGGAUGAACAGUAUAUAAAGGGAUAGGACGGGUUGUGGUAGAUCCCCAUUCAUCGCGACCUUGUCGUUGUCGUCGUCGUCAAAAGAUGGCCAUUGAACACCCCCCUCUCAAAGUUCUUGUUCACAACAAGGUCCUCGCUCAGCACAUUAAACAAUCUUACACUCGCAAAGAUAUCGAGUCCAUUUGGUCUCUGCUCAAUGCCAAAAAGUCGCUUGAUUUCCCAACUGUAACAGGGAGAGGUCUCUUCAAGGCCGCCCUCGCCCACUCGGAAGAUGAAUCUGAUUAUACCGGCUACGACAAUGUGUGGGUCCGUGAUAAUAUCCACGUUGCCCAUGCUCACUGGGUCAUAGGGAAAGCCGAUGCUGCCGUACGAACCAUUGAUGAUUUGGCGGCCUUUUGGUUAAAUCCAACGAGUGAAAAGAGAUGGAAGGAUUGCAUUACCCAAAAAGUAGAUUACAAUGCGGAUGUCAUGCAGCGACCCCACAUUCGCUUUAACGGAACAUUGCUGCAAGAGAAUGAGCAAACUUGGGCUCAUGCUCAGAAUGAUGCCAUUGGAUACUUUGUAUGGCUGCUGUGUUCGUUGAUCAACGAGGGUCAUACUACACUCGCCGAAUCGCAUAUCCAGUUGCUGACCUUGAUUCCCUUGUACUUUAAUACGAUCCAAUUCCAUCAAGAUCAAGAUAGCGGACAUUGGGAAGAGGCUCGCAAAGUCGAGGCAUCCUCCAUCGGUCCGGUCACAGCCGGUUUGUCGGCUGUCCUCUCUCUCCUCUCCAAGGACCCGGCAGCCGCCAGCGUACUCCAAACGUCCUAUACCAAAACCGCUCGCGAACUGUCCCUCACUACUCUCCCUGAAACCUACGUAGAGCUCAUCAAGACCCUCCACACAGCCGGCACUCAGAUCUUGGCAAGUCUCCUUCCUUCAGAAUCACCCUCCCGGAAAACAGACGCAGCCCUUCUUUUCCUCCUCUACCCUCUUCGUCUCCCCAUCCCAAAUCAGACCAAGCACGAAAUUAUUACCAACGUUGUCAAGGACCUCGCCGGUGACUAUGGUAUCAGACGUUACAAGGGCGACUCGUACUGGAUGGCGAACUACAAAAAGGUUUUUUCAGAGGAAAAUCGUACGGCAGAUUUCUCCAAUGAUAUGUCUGCGCGUGACCAGUUCUUGAAAGAAGGGCAAGAAGCUCAAUGGUGUAUUUUCGAUUCGAUCCUGUCUUGCAUUUACGGUCAUCUGUACAUGGAGGCCAAGAACGAUUCAAACAAGACACCAGACCAUCUUCAACAGCUAAAGGAGUCUCAGGUUUUGUACUUUAAUCGCGCACUCGGACAAAUCACCGGCAGCGAGAACUGUCCUUUUGGAGAAUUUUGGUGCCCAGAGAGUUAUUACAUUGAGGAUGGAAAGUAUGUGACGAACGAUGUGUGUCCCUUGCUUUGGACACAGGCGAAUUUGGUAUGUGCUAUGAGCAUGAUGCUGAAGACUCUCGAGGCCUAGCAUAGAGUGAGUGUAAUACAGUUAGAAGCAUGGGUGGUAAAUGAUGGUUGUAUAUUUUGUACAAAAACAAUAAGAUUCCCGAAGAAAUAAAUAUGAUAUACAUAACCGUCUCCUCCACAGACGAAUCAACAUCACCUAGAAACACCUUACCCGAGACUCAGUACUACUCCUUUCUUCGUCCAGAUCUCUUCAUACGUCGCGGCG